AUGAAAGAUAUAACUACUCAAGCACUUGGAUUUUCUAAAACAAACAACACCAAUGCAGAAAUCAAAAGAAUGAGUACACCUGGGUAUAAUAAAAUUAAAACUAAGAUCAAACUAGCUCCUAUAGAAACUUCUCCAGUAGCACUACCUAUUGAAAUUAUUAGCACUACUAAUAACUUAGAAAUAGAAUCACAGGAUAAUCCAC
This is a messenger RNA of Dentiscutata erythropus, 202 nucleotides long. NCBI's taxonomy places the organism in Eukaryota, Fungi, Glomeromycota, Glomeromycetes, Diversisporales, Gigasporaceae. The record is from the annotation of a GenBank genome assembly.